AUGGCAGCAGAAAGCAUUGACUACUUGCCCUUGCAUAUUCGGGUCCGCUCAAGUCGGUGGUUUACGAUAGCAUCAGUUGCUAUCGCUGUCUUCACCGACACCUUUCUCUACGGGCAUGCCCCUCACAGCCAAGUGAUACUCACAGCAGUAGCCGUAGGGCUAUCUGGGGCGGGUAACUUGGUCGGAUCAUAUCAUAUCCGUAACCGCCGGACCUCGCUCCUUCUCGGGCUCACCGUCUUUAUCGCCGGAACAGCCAUGAUAUGGGCCGCAAGACACUUUGCUAUUCUUUCGAUCGGCCGGCUGCUGCAGGGUUUGGCCUCAGCAGCUGUCUGGGUCGUCGGUCUGGCGUUGCUAGCAGAUACCGUUGGCCGCGACGAGGUUCCCGUGGCCAUGGGCUAUGUCAAUGUCGGGUUCAGUGGAGGUACAGUGCUGGGUCCCAUCGCUGGUGGUCUUCUCUACUCCCUUGGCGGUUUCGAUGCUGUCAUGGGGUUAGCUGUCGGCUUGCUGUGCCUAGACAUCUUGCUCAGGAUCCUCAUUAUCGAGAAGAAGGACCUGCCGUCGUUUCUCAGCACUGCAGCUGUCAAAGGCUCUCUCUUCGACCAGGAAGCAUCAUCUCCUCUGCUCCGUGAGUCGGUGCCUUCGUAUACCACCUGUGCCGAGAGACCUGCAGUGUGCAACGGGUCUGGCGGAGAGGAUAACAUUACGUCGGCUGUACCAGAGAUCGCACUCCGCAUUCUGAUUCAGUCUCGUAGACUGUUGGUCAGCCUAGGAUGCACACUAGUUCAGGCCAUCACCAUGACAGCGUUCGAAGUUACGCUGCCGCUUCAUCUAUACGAGACCCCAGGAUACACCAUGCUUGACACGGGGCUCGUAUUCAUCCCGAUCAUGGUGCCAGCUCUGCUGUCGCCUGUCAUCGGCCACAUCUGUACUCGACUCGGCAACCGCCCCGUCGUAUUGACCGGCUACCUGGUCUGCGGUACUAUGCUGAUUCUUCUACGCCUGCAUACGUCCAGCGAUACCGUCCACGACAUGGGUCUACACGUGGCCCUCGCCUUCAUCGGCCUCGCUAUGUGUAUGGUUAUGACCCCCGUGCUGAGUGAGGUCUUCGCCGCCGUCGAAGACCUAGAGCGCGAGAAGCCGGGUCGUUUUGGUGCGUACGGCGCCUUUGCGCAGGCCUAUGGCUUGUUCGAGCUUUUCUAUGCUGCUGGGUCACUUUUGGGUCCAGUGUUAGCGGGAUGGUUAAAGACGCAGUUUUCGUGGGCGUCCAUGACUUUGGGCUUGGGAGCUUUGAACCUCAUUACGAUAGCCGUAGUCCUUCUGCUCUAA
Neoarthrinium moseri is the source of this 1326-nucleotide messenger RNA. RefSeq lists its product as uncharacterized. Lineage: Eukaryota; Fungi; Ascomycota; Sordariomycetes; Amphisphaeriales; Apiosporaceae. Gene Ontology annotation, biological process: transmembrane transport. Gene Ontology annotation, molecular function: transmembrane transporter activity. The record is from RefSeq and is a predicted model, not a curated record. The transcript is spliced from 8 exons. The coding region runs from base 1 to 1326 and encodes 441 amino acids.